AUGGAGGGAACAUCUAUCCAGAUGCUGCUGGCUCUGAGCUCCCUGCUGUGCUGCACAACAAACCAAAUUGGUGUGACUGUUAGUCCCAGCAGAUCUCAGUUCUUUGAAGGAGAAUCAGUGAUUCUGAACUGUGAGGACGACAGCUCUGCAGGAUGGACUCUGAGGAGGAACAUCUCAGUAGAAACCAGGACUCAGUGUGGAUCUACAUGGGGAAAAUCAGAUACUUUGCCCUGCAAGAUCAGGUAUGUACACAAAGAAGACAGUGGUGUGUACUGGUGUGAGUCCAGAGGGGGAGGAGCCAGCAGCAUGGUGGUUAACAUCAGUGUCUCUGGUGGAUCAGUGAUCCUGCAGAGUCCUGUCCUCCCUGUGAUGGAGGGUCAUGACCUCACUCUGAGCUGUCAAUCAAAGACCCCUCCCUCCAACCCCUCAGCUGCUUUCUAUAAAGAUGGCUCCCUCAUCAGGACUGAGCCUACAGGUCACAUGACCCUCCAGCAUGUUUCCAGGUCUGAUGAAGGUCUCUACAAGUGUCACAUCAGGGAUCAUGGAGAGUCUCCAUCCAGCUGGAUCUCUGUCUCAG
Messenger RNA from Oryzias melastigma (Indian medaka), 577 nucleotides. Its product is annotated as carcinoembryonic antigen-related cell adhesion molecule 20-like. Gene Ontology annotation, biological process: cell surface receptor signaling pathway. Lineage: Eukaryota; Metazoa; Chordata; Actinopteri; Beloniformes; Adrianichthyidae. Gene Ontology annotation, molecular function: transmembrane signaling receptor activity. The record is from RefSeq and is a predicted model, not a curated record.